AGUCCGUGGAGCCGGAGCUCGGCUCUUUGUUCUUCUGGUGACUGGAAGCUCUGCUUUCUGAAGACUCUGCUCUUUCCCAAGAAAGGAGUCUAGAGGAAGAAGAAGUAAUGACUUCUGAGUUUCUGACAGCCAGGAUGCAGGAAUCAGUGACAUUCAAGGAUGUGGCUGUGGACUUCACCCAGGAGGAGUGGAAGCAGCUAGACCCCGCACAGAGGGACUUAUACAGGGAUGUGAUGUUGGAGAAUUACAGAAAUUUGGUCUCGCUGGGACUUCCAGUUUUUAAACCUGAAGUGAUCUCCCAGCUGGAGAGAGGAGAAGCCCCAUGGACUCCAGAACUCCCAAGAAGCACUUGUUCAGGUUCUUUUAGUCAGGAGACUAAGUGGGAAAACAAAGACUCAACUCCAAAGCCUGGGUUUUGUAUGGGAGAGACAUCUAAGGAACUUCAACUCUCACAAGAUGGGUACUGGGAUUUCAAGUUGGGAUCAUCUUGGGAAUAUGAUGUUAGGUUAGAAAGGGAUACAGACAACCAAGAAAGACCAUCUAGGCAAGUGAUAUUCAUCCCCAGAAAACCUUCUGGCAAGGUGAAUAUUAAUGAAGGUAAUACAUAUGGUUUCAGUCUGGGGUCAAUUCUUGAUCCACAACAGCUGUUCGCUACAGGAAAAAGUCUUCAUCAAUGUGAUAUGCUUGAAAAAAGCUUCAAACAGUUUUCAGAGCUAAUUAAGUGGAAUAGAAUUUCCUUAGGGAAGAAGCUUUUUAAGUAUAAUAAAUGUAGGAAGCCCACCAGUUACCAUUUAGACUUGGUUCAGUAUGAUGGAAUACCUAUUGGAGAGAAACUUUAUGAAUGUAAUGAAUGUGGGAAGGCCUUCAACUGGAUUACACACCUUACUGAACAUCAGAGAAUCCAUACUGUAGAGAAGCCCUAUAAAUGUAAUGAAUGUGGGAAAGCGUUCAGCAAACACUCCUACCUUAAUCAACAUCAGAAUGUUCAUACUGGAAAGAAACCUCAUAAAUGUAACGAAUGUGGGAAAAACUUCAGCCAGAGGGGACACCUCACUGAACAUCAGAGAAUUCAUUCUGGAGAGAAACCUUAUAAGUGUAAUGAAUGUGGGAAGGCCUUUGGCCAGAAGGCACAUCUUACUGAGCAUCUGAGAAUUCAUACUGGUGAGAAACCCUAUCAGUGCAGUCAAUGUAGAAAAGCUUUUAGCCAGAACUCAUCUCUCAUUCUGCAUCGGAGAAUUCACACUGGAGAGAGACCUUUUGAGUGUAAUGAAUGUGGAAAAGCCUUCAGCCAGAAGGGACAUCUUACACAACAUAGGAGAAUCCACACUGGAGAGAAACUCUUUGAAUGCAAUGAAUGUGGGAAAUCUUUCAGCCAUGGGUCAUCCUUUACUUAUCAUCAGAGAAUUCAUACUGGUGAGAAACCAUAUGAAUGUAAUGAGUGUGGGAAAGCCUUUAGCCAGAAUUCAUCCCUUACUCUACAUUAUAGAAUUCAUACUGGAGAGAAACCCUUUGAAUGUAAUGAAUGUGGAAAAGCCUUUAGGCAGAGGGGAAAUCUUACUGAACAUAUGAGAACUCAUAUGGGAGGAAAAUCCCUUUAGUGUUCUGAGUGUGAGAAAGCCUUCCGCCACAGAGGUGAUACCUUAUUGAGCUCUGGAGAAUUCAUGCCUGUGAAGAACCUCAGUGAAACGAUUAAGGGAGGGUCAUCACAUCAGCCGUCAGUCCAUUUGAAACAUCAGAUAACUCAUACUGAAGAGGGUGCCCUGUGAAUGUUUUGACCAUGGGAAAGCCUUUAGAAUCAUGCAUCAGAGACUUCAUGCUGGAGCUUAACUCCGUGUAGAGAUGCUAUAAGGAAAACAUUAUGAAGACUUAACACCUGUUCAGUAGGGUAUCGGUAUUGGACCUGUGAUUUCAUUGGUCUGAGGAGCUGAGUGAGAACACUCCUCUACUGAUGCAAGUCAGCACCUCCUCUGCAACUUGCAGUCUUUGCUGAUUUCCUUGGGCAGUGGAAGGUUAGGUGACUUGCCUGGGGUCACAAAGCCAGUAUGUAUCUGGGGUCUUCCUGGCUUCAGGGCCACAUUCAACUAUACACUAGACCACACAGGGAGGGUAAAGAUUUCAUAGUUCAUCAUUUGUAUGUGUUUGUCAUCUGAAGAGAAAGAUAAACCUGUCUUUUCUUGUCUCGCUGUCUUCUGUUAGCCACAUUAGUUGACAUCAGGUGGCUGCAGAGUGAUCUAUGGAGAAUACAUUGUGUAUGCUGAUUUAAGUGCUGCAGUCAUGCCUAAACUAUUAUAAUAUUCUUUAGUAGCCUGGUUAAACUUUAAUAACUUGCUAGAACAAAAGAAGAAGAACCUAAGGUGGCUUUCUUGCUUGAGGGUGUGUUUUUGUAUGUGGAUGUAUGUGUGGGUGUCGUCGUAUGUGUGCACAUUUGUGUUUGUAUGUAUGUGGGUGGAGAAGUUGCUAGAGACUGCUUAAAUGAGAGUCCUUCCAAAAUGAAAACAUAUUCUUCCUGGGCCUAGAAGGGUCCGGUUUAAGCCUGUUGUCCUGCCUAGAAGCAUCUAGUGUCAGAACUGGAAAGGCCUUUAAAUUAGAUCACUGUUACCUGUAGCAACUAAGAAUAGGGCUGAGAACAAGGAAGGGGGUCUUAUAUUCUACUUCCUAAAGCUAGAAGAGGUGGAAGUUUCAAUGAGAAACCAGUGUGAGAGAGAAUCUGUGAGCUUUAAGCACAACUGACUGAGAAUGGGAUCUGUGUUUAGGAGUUAUUGCAAUGACCCUGGGUCUACAGUUAAUCUGUGGUAUGUUCAAGACCAUUCUAAAGAUAUCAAGGUAUAGACAGAUUAUUAGGCUCAGUUUUUGGUGAGCACAGGACUUUCAUUAGUCACCUGUACACCUGGUUCUGAUACCUCAUAGGCCUCAGUGGGCUUACAAAUCUGUAGCAGAAGCAAAGCCUUGUUACAUAAUUCUAUCAUGCUACCUACUUGCCCUCCCUCUGAUAUUUCCUUAAGUUCCUCCCUAACUCCAGUCCGUAUUCUGCCCACCCACCCAGUUCCAUGUGCCCCGUGUGCACUUUUGGUCUGUCCUCUAAUAAAGCACAACGUCUUGACCUUAGAAGAGGUCCCCUAGGACCAAAUAAUACCUUUGCUCCAGUUUCCCCUCUUUUUUCUUAUACACCCAAUAACCAUAGUAAUAAGACAACUAACCGAUGUUAAUGUAGUACUAUAAAGUGUUCAAAGAGCUUUGCACACAUCAUCUCAUCUGAGCCUCACAACACCACCACGAUGGCAGGCUCUCUCCCAGUAGGUAUGUCCCCAACCCCUAAGCAGUAAUCAGAACACAAAAAAAGCUAUCACAUUACCCCUUUUGGGUUUACAACUCCAUAACAGAGCAAGCCAGGAGCAGCAGACAGAACAAUCCUUGACCUAACUUAGGAUCUGUUGAACAAUGUGAAAAGUGUUGCCCAGUAAAUAUUGCAGUAUUUUUCCCCCACAGCUUUCUCUAUCCAUGUCUGGUUUGGUCUUUAGGUAAAUUUUAGUAGUCCCCAAGGGUUCCAUCCAGUUCUACACAUGAUUUCAGUAGGAAUGUAGAUUGAAUAGCAUCCCUCUAGACCACUUGGUGCCAAUGGGAAGAGUUCAGGCAUGGAAUGAAGUAAACAGGAAUAGUAUUUGUUAUUAAGCUGAUGGGCUACCCUUUGUGAAGAGUCUAGUUCCCCAGAGUGUCCAGAAAUGGAGCCCUUUGGAUGAUAAUGUUACUCACUUUUAUCCUUAGCACUGGAUUUGAAGUCAGAGGUCUUCUUUGAAUCUCACCCCUGCUAUUUAUAACCUGACCUUGGGCAAGAUACUUAACCUCAGUGGGCCUCAGCUUCCUCAAAUGAUCAAAAUGAUCCACUUGUUUCGGCCUUUUCCACUUGUUCCACAUGUUUUGGCAGUGUUCCUUGGUGUUGUGUAGCCUGAGGUCAUGCACAGUGCAAAGUGCACAUGCCUUGUGUUCAGAACCAAAGCUGCAGUGAAGUUACACCAUGCAACAUGGUGCAACUGUGUAAACUAUAUGUUUACACCUCAGAUUCAUUAUGAGUUUGAUUUUUAAUUAAUUUUUGUGGUUUUGCAUUCAAAAACCUUUUACUGUUGCCAAAUUUUUCAAGACCCCUUAUGGGAUCAUGACCCACAGUUUAAGAAGUGCUGGCACAGGUGAUUUCUAAACUCCCUUCCAACUUGAAAUCCAUGAUUUCAUAUAAGCUUUUCCCUUUUAUUCUACCAGCCCCUCAGGUCAGUGGGAGGAUAGAAAGGCAUUGGGGUGGCUCUCUCUCAGCAGAUUUCAGCAUAAGUCCUUGGAGGGGAAGGAUCCUAAGUGCGCUGUUACUAUAUGUCUUUUGUGUCUUCAUGGCAUGCUUCCACCAGCUCAAGUCAAUGUGUUUUGACUGAGACUCAAUAGGCUCAUGUCUGCCUACCUGAGGACCCUUGGGGAAUCUUCCUCAAGCUUCACCACUAUAUGGUCCUCACCCUUCCAUCAUACGGAUACAUUAUACCUAAGACAAGAUCUCAUCCAUUGUUAUCCAUCUUCUCUGUCUGCCUGGAGAUGCUACCCCCUCACUUGAUAAUACAUUUUCCCUGCUUUUUUGACUUCUUAAUCUCUGCUUUUUCUCUUUGUCAUCAUUCAUACCUAUAUAUUUUCCACUUACUAGUCCUGAUUCCACUGGGCUUCUUCAUUAUUGUUUUCCUUCUUUUCCUUCACAUUUAGUUCAUAACUUCUGCAAUUUUUCUUUUUCUUUAGAUUUGGGAGAAAUGACUACCCUGACUAUACUAUCUUCAUCAAGAUAGUGGCCACUCUAAUUUUAUUUCUACUUCUUCUUUGGCUUAUAAUUCCUCCACCUCCACCUGAAACAACCACUUCAGCUCCUUCAGCUGCCAUUACAAUUCAUCCAGCCCCCUUUCCCCAGCAUACAUAUUCUCAGGCUGUCAAGGAGAGGAGGUCUGACUUCCUCCUGCCAAUCCUUGGCACAAGCCUUUCUCUGCUGCAACCAAGUUGGGGUGAUGGGCUUGAUGAAGGUUUCUUCAUAUCAACAUUCUAUUUAGACCUCUGUGAUUGAUGUGUAUUUUCCAAGCUCCUGCCUACUUGGUUGGUAAUUCCCCUGCAUUAUGGUUAGCCAAGUCCAAUUUCCAGCUCUGUUAAUUGCUGUCAUUCAGAACCACCACAUUACCUAGUAGAAAUCUCUUUCCCCCGAUACCAUUUCCUGACACCUCUUUCCUUUCUAGAUCAACCCCCAACCCCCACCCCUAUGUCUAGCCAUUUCUGUCUUUCCUCUUUACUAUAUAUACCCUUUGGAACAUCUGCCAUUGGUAACCCAGUGCCAUUUGACCUGUAUCUCUUAUACACACCUCCCAGUAACUGAAAUAUGGCUUUGUCCCAUAUACACUAUCUUUUGCCAACCUUUCUAAUCUUGUAUACUCCUCUUUGUGCUCCACUGCUCCUCACCAACCCCCCCGCCAACUCGUAGGACUUUGAGGAAUGGUUGGCAUGUGAUGCUACCACUGGAUUCACUUUUCUACCACCAUUCGGUCUUUCUUUUUGAACUUUAUUAGAUCCAGUUGUAUGACUACCUUGUUCAUUAUUGCUGCUAUCUAUAGAUCUCACUUCCACAGCAUCUUCCCACUCCUAUCAAUCAAUCAGUAAGCCUUAGUAAGUGCCUCCUAUGUGCCAGGCACUGUGCUAAGUUCUAGGUAUACAAAGAAUAUUGAAAGUCAGUUCCUGCUCUCGAGGAGCUCACAGUCUAAUGAAGAUGACAACAUGAACAUAACUAUGUGCAAACAAGGAUAAAUCAGAGAUAACCAGAGGGAAGGCACUAGCAUAGGGAGAUCAAGAAAGGCUUCUUAUGGAAGGUGAGAUUUUAGCUGAGACUUGAAAGGAGUUAGGCAAAUGAGAAGGUGAGAUAAGGGAGAGUAAUCCAGACAUUGAGGACAGUCAGUGAAGAUGCCUGGAGUCCACUCCAGACUCUUCUCAUUCUAUUCUCAUAAUAUCUUAUACCUUUCCCCUCUAUUCAUAUUGCCGCUAUUAUGAGACUCUCUUCACCCCUUGCCUGGACUACUGUAAUUAGCCUUCUAUCUGGUCUCUGUUUGUGGUCUAAUGUCUUCCUAAUCCAUCCUAUAUGCAACUGCUUUGACCUUUCUCAUGCACAAGUCUGACCAUAACAGUGUCUUGGGCAAAAACCAUCAUUGGCUUUCAUUAUCUAUACAAGAUUCAAAAUUCAGAUUUUUCACCCUCUUCAGUCUGACUCCGGCUCCAUUUCCGGACAUAUUUCAUGCUACUUGCCUUUGCAUAAUAUGUUAUCACCAGAUUGUUCUACUGAACAAAUCUUGCUGUCCUUUCACACCUCUAAACAUUUCUGUAGACUUCUCUGCAUGCCUGAAAUGCCCUCCGUAUCCCUUACUUUUGAAAUUGCCUCUUCUUUAAAAGCUUAGAUCAGGUACUACCUCCUUCGUCAAAGCUUCUCUAAUCUACCGCAUCGAAAAUGUCCUCUUAGCCCUCUGCCUAGAUCCUGCCUUUGCCCUCACCACAUUCUCCCUUGUAUAUUUAUUAAUAUACAUGUUGUCCUACUCCCUUUAGAUUGUAAAUUUGUUGCAUGCUGUUUUUCCAUUUUUGGAUUCUCAGUUUCUCGCACAAAGCUUUGUACAGACACUUAAUAAAUUGCUCUUGAAUUCAAUU
Trichosurus vulpecula (common brushtail) is the source of this 6693-nucleotide messenger RNA. RefSeq names its product zinc finger protein 501-like. The record is from RefSeq and is a predicted model, not a curated record. The transcript has 5 exons. The coding region runs from base 108 to 1598 and encodes 496 amino acids. NCBI's taxonomy places the organism in Eukaryota, Metazoa, Chordata, Mammalia, Diprotodontia, Phalangeridae. Gene Ontology annotation, biological process: regulation of DNA-templated transcription.